AUACCACCGUCGGAAUUGUUUUAUCUCGUGUUGUACGCUGCACGAGCCUGUGUAGUUGUGUGUUUGGUGUCCGGUCGUGAUUGUAAUUGUGUAUUUAUAUGUCGUUCCGUGCGAUGCACAACAAUCUCGCCGUGGUCGCCGCGGCUGCCGCUCAGAAGUGAACUGAACUUGUGCUCGUAAACUCAUCAAAUCAUCAUCAUCACGGUCAACAUUAAAAAUAAGUUUAUUGGCGUCAAACAAGUUAAAAUAUAAUAAAUAUAAAGUGCAUUAAAUGAUAUUAGUGACUUAAUUGAAGUUUAGUGGAAAUUUAAUUCAAAAUGGCUGUAAGUGCGGCAUUACCAUCACUUUAUGAAUAUUACACCAUGCCUCGAAUACACUCGGGGCUAAAUUCGGACAAACCUUACUUUACCUUAAAUGAUCGUAAUAUUACAAUUUAUUCCGGUGCCAUGCACUACUUCCGGGUACCCAGGGCUUAUUGGCGGGACCGUUUGAGACGGAUGCGUGCUGCUGGCCUCAAUACAGUAGAAACCUACGUGCCUUGGAAUUUGCAUGAACCUCAAGAAGGCAAAUUCGACUUUGGAGAAGGUGGUCAUGACAUGUCUGACUUUUUACACCUAGAAGAAUUCCUCAAAACCGCGCAGGAAGAAGAUCUCUUUGCGAUAUUGCGUCCGGGACCAUUUAUCUGUUCCGAAUGGGAGUUUGGUGGAUUUCCCAGUUGGUUGUUACGAUACAAAGGCAUCAAAGUCAGGACUUCACAGCAAAUGUACAUGCAACAUGUCACGCGAUAUUUUAACGUUUUACUGAAAUUGCUGGCGUUGUUUCAAUUCACACUCGGUGGCCCAAUUAUAGCCUUCCAAGUGGAAAAUGAAUAUGGCAGUACAGAGGCAAAGAACUUCAAACCUGAUAAAGUUUACCUGGAAGAACUAAGGCAAUUGUUUAUAAAUAAUGGGAUAGUGGAACAAUUAGUGACUUCUGAUUCACCUACGCAGCAUGGGGAUCGAGGGACGUUACCUCAAUACUUUUUACAAAUGGCGAACUUUGCUGGAAGUCCAGAUAAAGAGUUUGAUCAAUUGAAGGUGUUACAAGGGAACAGACCUAUCAUGGCGAUGGAAUUUUGGGCUGGAUGGUUUGAUCAUUGGUCAGAGGUACAUCAUACCAGGAAAAACACUGCGUUUCAACAAGUUUUAGAACAAAUUCUAAGAUAUCCAGCGUCUGUAAACAUGUAUAUGUUUCAUGGUGGGACAAAUUUCGGCUUUCUCAAUGGCGCCAAUAUUGCCGACAACUCCAUUGAUAACAAAGGUUAUCAACCGACGACGACAAGUUAUGAUUACGACGCGCCGCUAAGUGAGGCCGGCGAUUACACGGACAAGUAUGUCACCGUCAAAGAACUGAUCCAUCAAUAUUCCACAAUCAAAGUACGCACACCACAAACACCGAAGGUGAACCUACGGAUUGCUUAUCAGAGUAUUCCCAUUAGUGGACAACUCACUUAUGAGGAAAUUUUAAGUCGUUUGCCGUACAAGUUUGAAAGAAGUAGAUUAAUGCCAAUGGAAUACCUUCCAAUGAAUAAUAAUUCAGGACAAUCUUAUGGUUACAUUAUUUAUAGAAAGAAAAAUUUGGUUAUACCACCAGGUGGUGGACAGUUAAAAAUUUCCGGAAGAAUUUGCGACACUUUAAUGGUCUUACAAGAUGGCGUCUUGGUAACACCACCAUUACAACAAUCUAAAGACCUAAAUGGUCCUGGUUAUUGGAGGAUAAAGAAUACAAUUAUUGCAUUGAAUGCUUCUUCAAAACAAGGAUCUACUAUUGAUUUGAUUAUUGAAAACUGGGGACGUAACAAUUUUGGUAAACUAGAGCAAUUUAUGCAGUUAAAGGGUCUAUGGCAAGGACCUGUCAAAUUAGAUGAUAAAAUCAUUUACGAUUGGGAGAUAUACCCAAUGGAAUUUAAAUCGUCAUGGACUAAUUCAUUAACAGGAUGGCAUCCGGUUCAUAGUUGGCAGAAACCAAAACCAGCUUUGUAUAAAGCAGUUUUGAGGUUUGAAGAUGAACCAUCUGAUACUUAUGUGGAUAUGUCGAACUGGACAAAGGGUAUUGUCAUGAUAAAUGGGUUUGUGUUAGGAAGACACGCUGUAAUUGGUCCACAACAAAGUUUGUACCUUCCAGCGCCGUUUUUAAAACGCGGAGAUAAUGAAAUUGUAAUAUUUGAACACUUUUAUGCCAAUCAAGAGGUGCAGUUUGCUAGAAAUCCAAUUUUUAAAACAGUUUAAACAUCUGUAUAAAUUUUCAAAUUAUUUUAUUGUAAUUUUAGUUUAAUUUAAGUAAAAAAUAUAUAAAUAUGUAAUAAUUAAGAGAAUAUUAAAUGUAAGUCGAGUUGUGGUUGUAAAACUUAAAUCUAAAUGUCAUUAAACUGUCAUAGUUUUAAAAGAAUGUUUUAUAUAACCGCGUUUUUGGGUUUCUGAUUCGGGAAGCUUCCCAUUGGCGGUGGAGAUGUUGAGCUUGAUCCAGACGAAGAAAACAACUCAGUCAUUGUUCGUAAAUAAGCUGGGAUUUUGUUAUUGGCACAAAGUCGUUCUAAAAUAGUUUUUUUGUUCAGUUUGGCAGCUUCUAAAUGUUGUUCAGCUGUUACUGCCUGGUCAUCUAAGUGUAUCAAGUUUGGAAACAAACUAAUAACAUAUAAUCUACAAAUAAAUAAAAUAAAAUAAGUUAAGGUAAA
Dalotia coriaria is the source of this 2713-nucleotide messenger RNA. Its product is annotated as beta-galactosidase-1-like protein 3. Gene Ontology annotation, biological process: carbohydrate metabolic process. The record is from RefSeq and is a predicted model, not a curated record. Bases 318 to 2267 code for a protein of 649 amino acids. The transcript is spliced from 2 exons. Lineage: Eukaryota; Metazoa; Arthropoda; Insecta; Coleoptera; Staphylinidae. Gene Ontology annotation, cellular component: vacuole. Gene Ontology annotation, molecular function: beta-galactosidase activity.